Messenger RNA from Penicillium coprophilum, 1797 nucleotides. RefSeq names its product homeobox domain-containing protein. Gene Ontology annotation, biological process: regulation of DNA-templated transcription. The transcript has a single exon. Lineage: Eukaryota; Fungi; Ascomycota; Eurotiomycetes; Eurotiales; Aspergillaceae. Gene Ontology annotation, molecular function: DNA binding. The coding region runs from base 1 to 1797 and encodes 598 amino acids. The record is from RefSeq and is a predicted model, not a curated record.
AUGGAUAUCAACGAUCCCGCAGAAGAAGACCUCUUGAUUCAAUUGCUGACUUAUGACGAGCAUCCGCAAUGCAACAACUUGGACACUGGAGGCAGUCAGGGAGUUCCCCAAGGCGGCCAAUGGGCAAAUUAUGACGACAUAUCGCAGUUUGGAUCUGAGGCUUCGUCCCUUCCAAGAUCCAGCAGCACAGCUGGAGCAUGUCUCUAUACUGCCACACGAUCUUUAGAUGGCCGCGAAGAUACCGAAGACUUGGGUGUGAGUCUCGCUCAGUCCCUGCCAGUCGGGUCUUCUGAACACGGUUUAGCCAAUGGCUGGGGUUCAAAACGCCAGUCUACUUCCGACCAAAUACCGGGAAGUAUAUCAUAUCGUCGGUUGCCAUCGGAGGCCGUGAAGCUUCUUAGGCUAUGGCUUCAUCAACACCAAGAAUAUCCUUAUCCGACGCAUAAGGAACGACAGGAACUUGAGCAGCAGACUGGACUAGACAAGAAUCAAAUUCUAAACUGGUUUUUCAAUGCUCGGCGACGAAAGCGAAAACAUUUGAAGCAUAUCUCCAUGCCAAUUGCUGAGGCAAAUACGAGAGCCGUUUCGUUCAUGUCUCCCAUGGAGCGCUGGCAACAUUCGCCACCUGAAACUGAACCAGCUGCCACAUCCGAUAUCAUGCGAGCUUUAAAAGCUGUAUCCCCUUGCCCCAAUCCGAGUCCGCUAUACUAUAGUGAUCCUGGGCCACGGUCAGGAGACAGCUCUGGCAGCUCUCUUCUAUUGAGUAACCUCUCGAUGAGCUCUUUUGAACACAGCGACUCAUCUGGCGGGCCUUUCGGUGACUCUCAAAAUUAUCCGCCAACUUCGCAAUUCCAAAGACCGCCUACGCCCAUUCCCAGCAUGAAACCCCGCCGUCGGCACCCAAAGGCUCCGUCGUUCCGGAGUCGACGUGACAUGGCGGCGGUGCCUAGUUCGCGCACGUACCAGUGUACAUUUUGUUGUGACUCGUUUCGAAAUAAGUAUGAUUGGGUAAGGCAUGGAAAAAGCCGCCAUAUUUCGAUUGAACGCUGGCGAUGUGCGCCAAACGGCGGAAUGGUUGAAAUAGAUGGAGUCAACGUCUGCGCUUAUUGUCAUACUCGAAAUAUUGACGAUGGCCAUCUCGAAACGCAUAUUUACCUCCGAUGUCGAGAGAAACCUCCUGAACUCCGGGUAUUUACACGAAAGGACCAUCUUCGGCAGCAUCUCCGAUCGGUACAUAAUGUGAAAUACCACUCUUCUUUGGACAAAUGGUGUGAAUCCACAACUUCCUUCCGCUCAAGAUGUGGGUUUUGUAACUCUAAUUUUGAAACAUGGGAGGAGAGAGUAGAUCAUGUCGCCGAACACUUCAAAGAAGGCGUCGAUACGAGCCGAUGGACUGGGGACUGGGGUUUCGAUCCCGAAGUUGAGCGCCAGGUGGGAAAUGCCAUGCCCCCUUAUCUACUUUGGAUAGAGCGCCGCACUGUAGACCCGAUGAAGUCAUCAAAUGUGCCACAGGUCGAAGACGAAGGAGAUGCAUCAUUUUCUGCAAACGCGGACUUCCCCAAAGGUGUCGAUCUCUACUCGAUUCUUCACAACAGCUUGGUUGCGUAUAUACGUGAUCAAAUGUUGAUCGGAGUCCAUCCAUCAGACGAGAUGAUCCAGAGUAGAGCUCACUGGGUAAUAUAUGGAAGUGAUGAUCCUUGGAAUCAAACAUUCGCGGAAGUUCCAGCAUGGCUGGCGGCCCUUAAACAUGAGGCUGGUUUAUUGGAGCCCUUAGAUGACAUUUUUGAUAUCACAUAA